GAUGUCCAGGACUUUACCGUUAUGUCCCCUGUUCACGAUAUCCAUAUUCGAGGCCUCCCGUUCCACGCUUCAGGGCAGGAUAUUGCAAAUUUUUUCCAUCCGAUAAUGCCUUUGAAGAUCAGCAUUGAGUACAGCGCAGACGCUGGUGGCGCUACUGGAGAAGCGGUUGUGAGGUUCUUGACUCAUGAGGACGCUGUAGCAGCCAUGGCUAAAAACAGAUGCCAUACUCAACAUGGGUAUUUAGAACUUUAUCUGAAUUCAUCUCCAGAAAGUAAAUGAGAGCAGUGUUUGAUAUUAUGUUGCACACAUCUUUCUUAGAAAGG
This is a messenger RNA of Xenopus tropicalis (tropical clawed frog), 323 nucleotides long. Its product is annotated as G-rich sequence factor 1-like. The record is from RefSeq and is a predicted model, not a curated record. Bases 22 to 279 code for a protein of 85 amino acids. The transcript is spliced from 3 exons. Gene Ontology annotation, molecular function: RNA binding; nucleic acid binding. NCBI's taxonomy places the organism in Eukaryota, Metazoa, Chordata, Amphibia, Anura, Pipidae.